UCAACGGCGCACGCUGGCGUCGGAGAAUAUUCUGGUUGUGGUCGGUGUUGCCUGAUUGGAGCCAAAGCACACCACACACAGCAAGGGGCGACCGUAGGCAUGGAUAGCUCACCCGCAUCCGCGGCGGACAUGCUCCUUCAGAGGCAUCGCUCCUCGCUCCAGCCCAUGGCGGCGGCGGCGACGGCAGCGGAAGCUGCCGGUGGACGCAAGUCUGUCCAAGAGCAGCAGCAUCGCGCGGAAGAGGAGGAGCCAACGCCUGUCCCCGCUGCUUCGGAUGCCGAGCUCGAGAGGAUGAUGCAGGCGGUUCGUUGGGGCGGCGGGCGGCAGCAGACGCCGCCGCCGCCACCGCCGCCCGCGGGCGUCGCUGUUCCGAGGAUGCAGCAGCAGCCGCUGUCGCCGGUGAUUCUCCCGGCGGGGGAGGCGCGGCAGCCGGACAUCGUGAGGCAUGAGGCCGCCGACAUGUACGACGUUCUGGAAUACCGCCUUCGCAACAAUGACCGCGACCUUAAGAGCCUGCUGUCGAGGAGUACCGACCGCCUUGCGAAGAGCGAACAGGAGCCCUCCCGGCCCACGGCGGGAGACACCUCGCCCCCCUCGGAACCACCACCGGCUGCGGCGCCGGUGUCCCCCCCCCCGGCGGCGGCCGCUACUCAACCCGCUCUUCCGGCGGUGGCGCCCCACUCAGCGGCCGCUUCCCCCUCCGCCGCUGCAGCGUCCGCGGUGGCCGUGUUGUCGUCGCCACCGCCGGAUAGCGGAGGCGAACCGACUCCGCCGCAGCAGCAGCCGCCGCAGCAGCAGGCUGCUGCUGUAUCCGCAUCCGGUGUUGUGACCAACACGGGCGCGGCGCACACCAGCAGCGGCGGCGGCGAUGACCGCCGAAUAGUCAGCAUUGAUUCGGCCGCGGCAGGAGCGGUGGCUGAGAGCGCGGGCGGGGUGGCCGCGCAGAUGGGACAAGCACAGGGCAUGGGUAUGCCCAGCGGCCCCGGGGUCGGCGAGACGGCAGCGGCGGCGGCGGCGGCGGCGGCGGCGGCGGCGGCGGCAGGCGAAGGGGCGGUCGUAACGCCUACCCGGCCGAUAGGGGGAGGAGAGAGCGGUGGGCGUGGGGGUUCGGCCAAAGCGGGACUUGGGCCGCCGGUACCCCCUAGCGUCGGUGGUAGCACCGGCAGCUGUGGUCUAGGACAGGCAGCAGGUGGCGGCGGCGGCGGCGGCGGCAGUGGGGUGUGGUUGAGACCGGGCACGACCGCAAAGAGCGGCGGUAACGUCGACGGGGUGUUGGUGACACCCCCCCGCUUGCCUCGUCCCCAGGCCGACGGCAUGAUCGUGGAGGCCGCGACGGAGGCCGCUCGCUGGCUAGCGGUGGACGACCACACGUGGCACCAGGGCAAGAAGUUCAUGGACGAGUGCAUCGCCGACUGCCCGAACGAGAAGAACCUUAACCGGAGGAAGCUCACGCCGGAGCAGUGGCGGGAGUCAAAGAUAAAAAGUAUCAAGGCGUCGAUCGCCGCCGACCCGUCGCUGGCUACCUCCCGGCACGUCAACAAGUCGGCCUUUCCGAUGGACGGCUGGACUCCCCUUCACGCCGCUGCCGCGAAGGGAAACGUGGAGUUCGUGAAGGUGCUGCUUGAGGUCCCUGGGGUUAGUGCUUGGGCCGUGGACCUCCAAGGGAGGACCGCGCUAGCUCUUGCCGCCGCCGAAGGUCACCUCGAUCUGUGCCUGCUACUUAAGGCCAGGAUGGAGAUGGAGUCCGCGGACACGAUCGUGGGCAUCAACGCUCCCGUGGACCUGUCGGGAAGGACGCCGCUCGCCUGGAGCGUGAAGGCCGCGCGGCAGAAGCGGAACAAAGAGGUCGAAGAACACCUCUACGCCACCGGCGACGCCAGCGUGUGUCCCGCAACGCCGGCCGCGCUGCGCAGCGGGGGGGGUCGCACGGGGACCAAGGGGGCAGGGGGUGGGGGGGUGGGCGGCACGGCAAGGACGGGAGCCGGCCGCGGGGCCGCCGAGAGCAUCGGGGACGGGCUCCCCUGCGGGUACUCGGACGCGCCAGGCUGGAGAAUAGAGAUGGAGGACGCCAUCUGCCGACACAACCCCAUCCCGGUGAACGACCCGGAGUCGCGCGAGGCUCCCCCUGCGGACCCCACGAGCAUGUUCGGCAUCUUCGACGGACACGGCGGCGACUUCACGUCCACGUUCUGCGCGAGAGAGCUCAUCGAGUGCCUGCGGGGGACAUCCGGAUGGAAGUCUGGCGACAGGGCUCUCGCUAAGCUGUGCCCGGCGGUGAUGGAGGCCUUCGUGAAUGUCGACGAGCUCCUCGCCAAGCAGCCGAGGAUGGUAGUCACGGAGACGAAGAACCCCUCCGAUGGAAGGCGGUUCGAGGCGAGGGAUGGCAGCGGGAGCACAGCGGUGGUCUCGUUCGUAACGCCGGCCCACGUGAUCGUCGCCAACGCUGGCGACUCUCGUGCCAUCCUGAUCAUGGUUCCCCCCGACCACAACAAUAGCAGCAGCGGCAAGGGCAAGAAGAGCAAGGGCAACAGCAGCAGCGACAGCACGAAAAUGACCACCACCGGCGGCGGCGGCGGCGGCGGCGGCGGCGGCGGCAGCAGCAGCAGCAGCAGCAGUGUGGGUGUGGAGGAUAGGAAGGGCGCGGCGGAGACUAUGGCUGAAGCGUUGGGGCUAAAGCUCGGCGGCGAACGGAACUCCGGUGUAGAGGAGGUGAAGGGAGAGGCCACGACCGGUGGCAGGCCAGCGGCAGAAGGGGAAUGGGGGGGGCUCAACGACUCGGUGAGGCUGGAAGACCAAGAAGAGGACGACGACGAGGGCUGCGAGUUCGAUGGUGCCGACAAGAUUCGCGAGCUGCUGGAGUCGAUGAUGCUCGGCGGUGAGGCCAAGGAAGGCGGCGGCGGCGACGACGAUGGAGCAAGACGGGACCGUGAUGAUGACUGCGGGGGUGCGGGGGGGUUAAUGGUGACCGCGAUGAGCAGGGAUCACACCGCGGCGGACGAGGCGGAGAGGGAGCGGGUAACCGCGGCCGGAGGCAAGGCGUUCGAGGUGCCCUACACGGAGCCAGACGGGACGACUUGCGUGGUGGUACGAACCGCCUACGACGAUAAGGUGGAGGGCCAGAGCGUGGUGCCCACCAGAGGCUUCGGCGACCUGUACUACAAGCAGAGGAAGGAUGACGACGGGAACCUGCUGCCCCCGGCGCAGCAGGUGGUGACAUCCUGCCCAGAGAUCAUGGUCCACGAGCGCGGGUCAAGCGGCAAGGAAGAGCUUCUCCUGCUGGCCUGCGACGGGGUGUGGGACGUGUUCGACAACCAGGACGCGGGGGAGUUCCUGGUGAAGACUCUGGACGUGCCCGUGGGGCAGGUGACCGGAGAACAGCUCGCCCUCGCCUGCGAUGCCCUCGUGAAGGAGUGCCUGAGGAGGGGGUCGACGGACAACAUCACCGCCAUGGCGGUGUCGCUGGGGUCGGGACCCCCACCCCGCCCCUCGUCGGCUGGCGGGAGAGUUCUCUUCAGCGAUGGCCAGUAGCGGAACCGCUACGCGAAACUUCACGGAAUUGAUUCGAGUAUUUUUCACGCUUCAGUCUCUUGCGGAGCACAGCAGCUGGCGGGAGAGGUCUGUUCAGCGAUGGUCAGUAGUGGAACCGUCCACACCAACGCUCAAUGGACUCUUGGUUUUUGAGUGUCUACGCUCGUCUCCUCCGGAGCACAGAAGUCAGUCAAAACCUACUGCCAGUAGAAAGCGAGUUUGCCUUGACAUAUUCGCUUUCCUGACGUCGUUAGACGCGUGGUAUUUUCCGUUUCAUCAAGAAGUAGUUCGGGAGGCCUGGCAAGCUUGUUGCUUGCUUGCGUUUUCGGUUUGAAUUCUGGUGGUUUUUCGUCCAAGCCGCGACCACAACACACUGUAUGGUCGUAAAUGUGGCGACUCGACUAUUUUUGGUGGGCCAGGGAAGGCGUGCUGGUAUUGAUACUGUGCCAAUCGCGAUGCCGCCGUGGGGAUCGAUUGCCGAUGUUCCAGCACGGAGAGGCGGAGACACCAGAGAUGGGAUGUUGGCGAGUUUUUUGGACGGGGCGACAAUCCUUCUCGCCCCAACUUUCGUCUGUGACCUGUUGCUCAACCCGUUUGUCUCGUGGCAGCAGAAAGCACACGCGGGGGUGGGGUUGCAUGUCCUAAUGCCGGCAGGCCGGCUAAGGUGUUCGCCAUGUGGAGAAAGGAUGGGAUGAGUAAACCGUCUUGCUGGGAUGUGGGGGGGCGUGGGGCGGGUCUCUUUGACCGACCGACGGCCAGGGCCUGGUGUCGGCAUGGUAAGUACCAUACAGUCCGACAAACAGUGUUGAUUUCUUUCUUCAGGCUGCUGUAAUUUUUCGUUCUUCGGUCUGCUGUCAUGUUGCCCUUCUGUUUUCGAGCGGUCUCUAUUAGGAAAUAUGCCUCCCGAGUGUGCGCAAAUAGAAGAAGGCUAUAGGCCACGGUUGGUUGCGGCUGGACACGUCUCGUCGCACCUUUUGCUUGUUCGUUCGUGCUUGGUUUGUGCAGCAAUGAUCGCGUUAUAGCCCGGCCGGACUACAUGUUUUACUUCCCGCGUGAUGCAUUUCUUUUUCGUUAAUCGAUCACGCUUCCUCCCAUCUCGAGGGGUACGAGGGCACAUGGGAAUCCGUUUCGACUUUGUGGAGCGCAAGAGUUGUUUCCCGUCUCAUCGUCCUUUUUUUUGUUGGUUUGAAUUGUUUGGUCAUAACGAAAACAUCUACACAGGUGAGAGUCUGGGCUACCCGUGUUUCUACGAUUCCUCUCGUUUUUGCGUUUGUUUCGCAAGCGGAGAUUGCUUCUUCAUGACUACGCUCUUGGUACAUCGUGCUGACUUGUGGUGGUACAGGUUUAUGGUGGUCAUAUGGCGUUGAAGCGAAGAGCAGGAGGGGGGGGGCAGAUAAGCGGGGCAUGCACACGCAUUUUCCGGCAGAAAGGGUGUGAGACGUAUGCAUUUUACGUGCGUUUUCGUUCGUUUUUUUCGCAGAAAAACAGACACGCCAAAUCGGUCCUGUUUUCAACAUGUGCGCUUCCUUGUUGUAGCAGCGGGUACCGACGUCGGCACUGUCCCUUUUGCGGCAACAAAAUAUGCCUUGUCCUACUUCUUCCUCUCUCGGUACCAAUCGAUUGGCGCAACUUGCUGUGGGAUCUUUUUGGGAUACCUCUUCAAGUAUUUUAGCAUGUGAUCACGAAAACAAGUCGUUCUCCGCCUUUGAACACAGGAAAGAGGUUACAGCGGCGUUCAGUAAUCCCAAUUUUGUUCACGGUGGUAAGUAUUCUUGAAGACCGCGGGCCAUCCCUUCGAAAAUGGUGGCUUUGGGCAGUUAUUUAGUCGGGCAGUUGAUGUCGAUAGGGCUUUGGGGGUGACGAGGUUGGGUUCGAACAAUGAGCGUCGCUUUCGGAAGACAAGGCUAGGCCAAACAACGAAAAUACGUGGAGUUCGGCAGCCCGUGUGUUAUGAUUAUUUUGUGUUUUGGAAAGGUAGUGCGUCUUUAUCCCGCAGGAGAGAGGAAGGCUUGGAGCACAGCUAUUUGAAGGAAGGUUGCUCGGACAAUACCGAGGUGGGGGGUACUAGCAUUCUCAAGAGAAUACCGGCUUGCGAUGUGGCUCCACCAGCGGUGCCAACAAGAACGAGCAGCUAUUAUAGCUGCGAUUGGCAACCGCAACAAGGACUAGGAGUAUUUAUGUCUUCACGCAUGAAAAUCAUUUGACCUCUGCCCGGUGUACUUCUUCUGCAUCUCCUUCUGAUGGUGCAGCAGGAAAACAGAAUGUGUCUACCGACAUCAAGCAGCAUCUACUGUCAAAGCACACCUAAUUCCACCCGAUGACCUCGGCAUUAUUUGGUUGAUGUCUCUCAAGCUGCACAUAUAUGCGAACAGACGCGAUUCCAGCAGGCAGCAUUGACUUCGUAAAUGGUCCAGUACCAGGAGCAGGCGAAAGGGUGGGCGGCCAAAUUGGAGUCAACGUUGCCCUCGUUCGCUGAUUGUCGUCGCCUCUCUACAUUGUACGAUGAGUACAAUCCAGCGGUCUUUCU
Messenger RNA from Ectocarpus sp. CCAP 1310/34, 6055 nucleotides. The record is from the annotation of a GenBank genome assembly. Lineage: Eukaryota; Phaeophyceae; Ectocarpales; Ectocarpaceae.